UUUAAAGCACCGCAGUUUUUAUCACAUUUUGUCAGUUUUAAAUCGUAUUAAGUAUGGCAGAAAAUAAUAACAGAAGGUACAAGAGGUUUUUGGAGCCAGAUUUUGAGGGCAACAUCCCGAAAGCUACCAAAUGGAGGCUGUCAGCGUCAUCGAGCGCUGGAUGUUCUGUUACCGGCUAUGAGAGACCAGACACAACUGAAAGCCAUCCGAGUGACCAACAACAAGAUGACAGCGUAACAGUCGGCGGACAAACCAUAGACGAAGUGGAAGAUGCUCCCGUUGACAUUGACAAUGAAUCGGAUCACGCCGAACCACCACGAAUGGAGCCAUCAGACGACCACCUGGACACGGUCCAAGAUGGCAGCGCUCCUACCCCAGAGGAGAGUGAAUUGCCGGAGGAUGAAGACAAUACAGAUGAAUGGUUUUCUGCUAGCGAGGACUGGGAAGAUUGGCUGGAGGAUGGAGACAAAAAACUCGCUACAGCUGGCACUGUUACAAGGGCAGAAGCGAUCCUCCUCAUCUUAGUCUUCUACUACAAGCAUGGACUGAAUCUGGGCGCGCUCGGUGAUCUCAUGGUCCUCAUCAACACACUAUUUGGCUAUGAAGCAGUACCACGUUCGCUACAUCUUCUGCAGAAAAUGGUUAAAGGCUACUCAUCCCUAGCCCGGUUCCACUUCUUCUGCCCUUCAUGCAUGACAUUGCUGUGUACAACCAGUGAGGGAUCCAGUCGUAAAAGAAAGUUGUGGUGUGAAUUAUGUAAGGAGUGGUGUACCGCCUCAAUCGGAAAAGGGAACAACUAUUUCAUAACUAUGUCUGUCGCAGAGCAGCUCAAGCGAAUUCUUAGGAAGUAUGCAUCUUUUUUGUGCUUCACUAGCAGUCGUGAAGGCAUCAUCAGAGAUAUAUGUGAUGGGGUCAGGAACAAGGCACUCAGGGCAAAAACGGGUACCUCACACAUGAUCUCGCUGCUAUUCAGUACUGACGGAAGUCCCGUUUUCAAAUCGAAUGGUAAGUCCAUAUGGCCCAUUACAGCCUUUGUCAACGAAAUUGCACCUAAGAUGAGGUAUAGGCUCCCAAUUUUGGCUGGCAUUUGGUGCGGUAUUGGACAUGUACCAAUGACGAUGUUUUUCCGAGCAUUUGUUACCGAGAUGGAUCAGCUGGGAAAAUUGGGGGUUCGCUGGAUGCAUGACGGGAGACAAAUAGUUUCGAAAGUAUUUGCGGUAUGUGCUUGCCCGGACACUUUAGGGAGGUCAGCACUGCAAAAUCACAUCAGAUUUAAUGGUUUCUAUGGCUGUUCUUGGUGUCUGCAUCCCGGAAAAUUUCUACAAAAUCAGGUGCGGUACGUCACCCAAGAUGUGCAGAGCCCAUUUAGGACGGACAGAGAAAUUCGAAGAGACGCAAAAGCCGCUUUAGAAUCUGGCAAUGCAGUGCGUGGUGUAAAGGGACCAUCGUGUCUUUACAAUCUCCCUGCUUUUGACCUAGUGUCGGGCUACGUACCCGAUUAUAUGCACUGCGUCUGUCUCGGUGUUGUUAAAAUGAUGACAGAACUCUGGUUCUCAACCAAAAACCACGCCGAGGCAUAUUAUAUCGGUCAAAAGAAAAACGUUCUCGCUAUCAAUGCCCGCUUGCUGGGGAUCAGACCACCAAAGGUGGUCACACGCCUUCCACGGGUUAUAACUACCAGAAAGGAUUGGAAGGCGUCAGAAUGGAGGGCUUGGCUUCUUUUUUACGCCGUUCCGUGCUUGUCAGGUAUCAUAGAGAGCCAGUUCCUGAAGCAUUUCUCUUUGCUGUCAUCCGCUAUCUUUAUCCUGCUGCAAGAUAAAAUCAUGACAGAAGAAGUGCGAAGGGCAGAGGCGAUGCUUUUCGAAUAUGUCGUUACAUGCGAAAUUUUGUACGGCACGAAAAUAAUGACCUCGAACGUCCACCAACUGCUGCAUUUGGCGGAGAGUGUUAAGCGCUGGGGCCCCUUAUGGGCUCACUCUGCCUUUCCCUUUGAAGACUGGAAUGGGCGACUCUUAAAGUACGUUCACGGGACCCGAUCAGCAGCCAACCAAAUUCUAAAUCAUUUUUCCGUAUCCAAAACGAUUGACGCUAUGCUAAACACGAUUGAACUAUCGCCACAGACAAAUGCAUUUUGCCGAAAGAUUUUGGGUCACAAAUCUUUCAGUCAGUGUUCUGCCUCUGGUCAUGUUUCUGUGGGUCUCGGCUGCGGAACCACAGGGCACCUCGGCGCUGCAGUCAGAAGCGCAUUGCAAAAUUGUUUGACUGUCCUACCAGAAGGCGGUACAUUCUUCAAACGUAUGCUGCAUAUGGGAAUGAUCUUGGAUGUCUCAGAGCGGCAAUACAAACAUUCAGACUGCUACAUUAUGACUCACGAAGGACUUUGCUUAGAACUACGGAACAUUAUUCAGUUGACUGUCGAGAACGAGCGCAUCUUUUUCCUCGUUGGAGUUCCAUUGAAAUCAAUCGGCUCAUCUACUUCCCGCCACUACCCCAUGCAUACACGCAUCAUGGAGCGAGGCUCCGAUGAUGAUAUAGUUGCAGUCAGAGCGGCAACCCAGGUGGAGAAAUGUGUGGCUGUUACACUUCACACCAACCACUUGGCGAUAAGCAGAAUCCCAAGCACAGCCUGGGGGGACUGAACUCGAUUCGCUAACGUCGAUGUGGUCUCUGAUGAUGUUCAAGCCUCAAGAGCAGUCAUGUAAAUUGUAAGCUCACAUCGGCUUACUUUCAUAGGUACUUGACAUCUGUAGGGUGUAUUGGGAUACCAAUUUGCAUAUUGUUGCUGUUGGCAUAGGUGUACCUAAUGCUGUGUUGUUUAAGUGUCUGAGUUUGCACCAUGAAUGUCAGCUAGUCACUGUUUGUUGGUUUCAAGUUGGCAAGUGCAGACACCAUCGUGUUGUUCAACGGACGAUAACUGUUACUUCUGAACGAUUGGAAUCGUCCGUUUGAGCAUGUUGAUGAACAAUUAUGCGUGCCUAUGAUACAUAUGAAUACAGGC
Messenger RNA from Amphibalanus amphitrite, 2998 nucleotides. RefSeq lists its product as uncharacterized. The transcript is spliced from 3 exons. The record is from RefSeq and is a predicted model, not a curated record. NCBI's taxonomy places the organism in Eukaryota, Metazoa, Arthropoda, Thecostraca, Balanomorpha, Balanidae. Bases 54 to 2639 code for a protein of 861 amino acids.